Molecule: messenger RNA, 304 nt
Organism: Amoebophrya sp. A25
Lineage: Eukaryota; Dinophyceae; Syndiniales; Amoebophryaceae
Source: the annotation of a GenBank genome assembly
CAGCACCUAGUAGUGCUGCAAUUAUACGGAUCUUUGUCCCGAUCGAAGCUGAGAAUAUAGUUGUCACACGUUGUAGUUCACGGUCUAUGACCAACAAUAUCGGAAUUCUAGAGGAGAUCCAGAGAUGGCUAUUCCCAGAUGGCUCUAGCGACUUUGCGGUUCACGUUUUGCCGAUUCCAUUGGACUUUGACAGUCGGAAGGAGGUAGCGACGACGCUGUUGAAACAAGUAGGGUCGACUAGUUCCUCGACAUCGUCUACUAUCUCUAUUGCCCAUUACAUAGCACAACAGACCGCGGGCUUUUU